CACCGACACCCACACCCACACCCACACCGCCACCCACACCCACACCCACACCCACACCCACACCCACACCCACACCCACACCCACACCCACACCCACACCCACACCCACACCCACACCCACACCCACACCCACACCCACACCCCUACUUAUAACUGCUCUUGGCGUACAACCAUUCAAAACUUUAAUUUCUAUUUGUAAACUAAAGAAACCAACUGAAUGCAGUUGUAAAGAAUUAAUUGAAAAACUUAGAUCAAAUUAUGCACGUGUAACAUUUCCAUCAACUGAACGUAUCAAAUUUUUUUGCAAAACGUCAAGAAUCUUCACAAACUCUUACAGAUUUUGCAAAUGAUUUACGUGAUAAAUCAACAACAUGUAAAUUUCCUUCAAAUUUCUAUGAAGAGGCGUUAAUAACUGCAUUUGUUGGUGGUUUACAUAAUGAUCAUGUACGUAAGCAUUUGAUGCAACGAAAUCUACAAACUUUUGAAGAAACGAUCAACACAGCUAAAACAAUUGAAUCAAUUUUAAUUGAAGGUUCAAAAAUUAAAAACAUCCCAUCAGAUGAACUUAAUCUUAAUAAAAUUACUCAACAUCGUAAACAACAUACGAAUCGUUAUCAAAAAUCAAUUUGUUUUAGCUGUGGAUCUACUGAUCAUCCACGAUCAAAAUGUCGUUUUCGUAAUGCUACCUGCCACAAAUGUAAUAAGGAGGGACAUAUUACUAAAGUUUGUCGUUCAAAAGCAGCUUCAAAUCAAUUCAAGGUAAAUACAAUAUUUUCAGUAUCCCAAAAUUCAUUUACAGGUGAACAUGCUAUUCGAAUUCCUAUCAAAGUUGAUGAUGUUCAAGUUAAUUUUGAACUUGAUACUGGUUCUCCUAUAACAAUUAUAAAUAAAAAUGUUUGGGCAAUAAUGGGAAAACCAAAACUAAAUCCAGUUAAAUUAACUUAUAAUAGUUUUUCAGGUCAUUCUAUUCCUAUUAAAGGUGAAAAGAUAGUAAAGGUGAAUUACAAUAAUCGAUCUACUGAAUUAAAAGUUAUUGUUGCAGAUAAAAAUAGAAAUAAUAUUCUCGGUCGCAAUUGGAUUAAUGCUUUACAUUUCAAUAAUCAAACAUUAGAUGAUAUUAUUUCUAAUUCAUCAAUACAAAAUGCUAAUGUUGAAUUUAAAAAUCUAAAUGAAUUAUUUAUUCUUUAUGAUGAUAUUUUCAAAAAUGGUUUAGGUUGUUGUAAAGUAAAAGCCCAUCUUCAUGUAAAACCAAAUGUUAUUCCAAAAUUUUGCAAAGCUAGAUCUUUACCAUUUGCUUAUCGUGAAGCUGUUGAAAAUGAUCUAAAUCGACUUGUUACUGAAGGUGUUCUAGAAUUGAUUACCGUUUCAAAAUGGGCUGCACCCAUCGUGGUGGUACCAAAGGCAGGUGGUAAAGUUCGAAUUUGUGCUGAUUUUAGUACUGAUGUUAACCAAGCAUUAGAUAUUGAUCAAUAUCCACUACCAAAACCAAAUGAUUUAUUUGUUGCACUUAAUGGUGGAACACUAUUUAGUAAAAUUGAUUUUUCUGAAGCUUAUUUACAAGUUGAAUUAGAUAAUGAUAGUAAAGAACUUUUAGUCAUCAAUACACAUAAAAAAAUUAUGGAUCAAAUGUUAUCAGGUCUGGAAGGUACAGUGUGUUACUUAGAUGAUAUUAUUGUUACUGGCAAAAAUAAAAUUGAUCAUUUAAAUAAUUUGAAUAAAGUAUUUAAUAAAAUAAAAGAUUAUGGAUUUCAUAUCAAUAAAGGUAAAUGCAUAUUUCUAAGUAAUUAUGUAGAAUAUUUAGGUUUUAUUGUGGACAAAAAUGGUGUUCAUACAUCUCCAUCAAAAACAAAAGCAAUUGUCGAAAUGCCUAAACCAACUAAUAUUUCUCAACUACGUUCAUUUUUGGGAAUGGUUAAUCAUUAUGCUAAAUUUAUUCCAAAAUUAUCAGAUCAAUUAUCACCUUUUUAUUCAUUAUUAAAAAUAAAUACUCCAUGGAAAUGGAAUUCAUUUUGUGACAAAAAUUUUAAAAAGAUUAAACAAUGUCUUACUUCUCCACUUGCAUUACCACAUUAUGAUCCUUCUCUACCAUUAGUUCUAGCAGCAGAUGCGUCUAAUUCAGGUGUUGGUGCAGUUAUUUAUCAUCGUUAUCCUGAUGGUACAGAAAAAGCUAUUGCUCAUGCAUCUAAAACUUUAACACCUACUGAACGUAAUUAUGCUCAAAUCGAAAAAGAAGCACUAGCUAUUAUUUAUGGUGUACAAAAAUUUGAUCAGUUUCUACGUGGUAGAAGAUUUACACUUCUUACAGAUCAUAAACCAUUAAUUAAAAUUUUUGGUCCAAAGAAAGGCAUUCCAACAACAUCAGCUAAUCGUCUUCAACGUUGGGCUCUUCGUUUACUGGGAUAUGUUUAUGAUAUUGAAUAUCGUUCAACACUUAAUUUUGGUCAUGCUGAUGGACUUUCCCGUUUACCUAUUGGUCCAGAUAAAGAUUUUGAUAAUCAAGAUCCAGGUGAAACAAAUGUAAUUGCUUCAAUUCAGCAAGAUUUACAACAAGAUUUACCACUUAGUGCUGUACAAAUUGCUAAAGCAAUUCAAAAAGAUCCAAUUCUUGUACAAAUUCAUAAAUUUAUAUUAUCAGGUUGGCCAUCAUCUAUUUCUAAUAAUUUUCAACCUUAUUAUAGAAUUCGAAAUGAACUUUCAACAUCAUCUGGAUGUAAUAUCUGGCGUCUCCGUACAAUCGUUCCUAUUUGUUAUAGAAAACAUCUUUUAAAUUAUCUUCAUUUAUCUCAUCCAGGAAUGAUACGUAUGAAAGUUUAUGCUCGACGUUAUUUAUUGUGGCCAUCCAUCGACAAACAAAGUCUAAUGACAAUCAUAGUUAUUGUCAAUAUAUCACAGAUGUUUAUCUUUUUGAAAAAAAAUAUGGAAUCGAAGAAGACCAGAAAAAAAUGA
Rotaria sp. Silwood2 is the source of this 2946-nucleotide messenger RNA. NCBI's taxonomy places the organism in Eukaryota, Metazoa, Rotifera, Eurotatoria, Philodinida, Philodinidae. The record is from the annotation of a GenBank genome assembly.